Molecule: messenger RNA, 543 nt
Organism: Annulohypoxylon maeteangense
Lineage: Eukaryota; Fungi; Ascomycota; Sordariomycetes; Xylariales; Hypoxylaceae
Exons: 4
Coding region: 1-543 (180 amino acids)
Source: RefSeq, a predicted model, not a curated record
AUGAUGUUCCCUUCUCUGACCAAGACCUUCCUCCUUCUUGCCCCCCUUGCCUUGCUCGGUGCCUCUACUCCCAUUGACUCCAAUGGCAUGGACCGUGGCGAUGGUGUCUACGUCCACAACGAUGCCGGCCAGAUCAUCGAAUUCAUUCCUAUUGCAGAGAUCCAGGCCCGAGAACUCCCCGAGGUGAACACUACCGACUCGGAUGCCAUCCUACUAGAGCCGCGUAAAUUUGCCUGGGAAACCAAGUGCUUCUCUGCUAAGUUCGACAAGAACGACAAGAGAAUCGGUCUCUCUGAUUUGGGAGACAUCAUGGACCGUUACGGAUCUCUAAAGGCGAAGACCAUGUUCUCCGUCCAAUAUUAUACCGCCAUCGCGUACGUUUGCAAUUACAGCACGGUGUCCAUCAAUGUCGACCGCGGCACUUCGGGCAAAGUCAACGCAGGCCUUGACCAGUCAUGCCACGACAAUGUCGCUGCCAGGGGCGACUACCGAUCCGGCAUCAGCUAUGGCCGUACCGCAAAGGGCAAGCCAUUCUGCAACUAA